AUGGUGUCUUGUCCCAUCUGCGGCAAGUAUGUCCCGUCGCUGAAAAUCAACGACCACAUCGACUCCGACUGCCAGAAAUUCAUCGAGGAGCCAUCAAGCUCGGGAGACUUCUCUUCUUCUCAGAAAGCUCCGGUCCCUAGCUUUUUUCAACCCACUUCUGCCCGCAAAGUUUCCGGUUCGUCCACCGCACACAAAGAUGCCCUCCCGGAUGCCUCGCCGCUCCGCAAUGCCAACGGCAAGAGACUAGCGGCGCAGAAUGGGAAUUCCGUCCCCCACGAUAGUACUGCUAAUGUACAGAAAGAUGGCGCCCCGGAGUCCCUUUCGAAGAAGCCCAAGAUCAAUGCCCUCCAAAAAGCAGCACCGUUGCCCGAGCGUAUGCGACCGAAGACACUGGAUGAAGUAUGCGGCCAGGAGCUGGUCGGACCGCACGGUGUUCUUCGCGGAUUGAUAGAAGAAGACCGGGUACCGAGCAUGAUUCUAUGGGGCGGCCCUGGGACAGGAAAGACUACAAUCGCACGGGUCAUUGCAUCGAUGGUGGGCAGCAGGUUCGUGGAGAUCAACAGCACGAGCUCAGGUGUUGCGGAAUGCAAGAAGAUCUUCUCCGAUGCGCGGAGUGAGCUCAGCCUGACUGGGAGGAAAACAAUCAUUUUCUGUGAUGAAAUCCAUCGGUUCUCCAAGUCACAGCAAGACGUCUUUUUGGGCCCCGUGGAAAGUGGCCAAGUCACACUGAUUGGGGCUACGACGGAGAAUCCCUCGUUCAAAGUGCAAAACGCUUUACUUUCCCGAUGUAGAACCUUUACGCUGUCUAAACUGACGGAUGAGGAUGUGAAAACCAUCUUGACGAGGGCCUUGGACGUCGAAGGACCAACCUAUUCUCCGUCGGAGCUGGUGGACGACGAACUGAUUGAGUACUUGGCCAAAUUCGCCGACGGGGAUGCACGAACCUCGCUGAAUCUGUUAGAGCUCGCUAUGAACUUGUCAAAGCGGCCCGGGAUGACCCAAACGGAAAUCAAACGGUCUUUGACGAGGACCCUCGUGUAUGAUCGCGCUGGAGACCAACAUUAUGACACUAUCUCUGCAUUUCACAAGUCUCUUCGAGGGAGUGAUCCCGAUGCAGCGCUGUACUACCUGGCCCGCAUGAUUCAAUCUGGAGAGGAUCCUCUAUAUAUCGCGCGGCGUUUGAUUGUUGUCGCGUCGGAGGAUAUCGGCCUAGCGGAUAAUAGCAUGCUGUCGCUGGCAAUCUCGACACAUGCUGCGGUGGAAAGGAUUGGACUGCCAGAAGCACGAAUUAACCUUGCGCAUGCCACUGUAGCGAUGGCGCUGUCUCCCAAGAGUACGCGAGCCUACCGCGGCCUCAACAACGCCUUUGCGGCACUGGCAGAACCAGGCGUUGCCGGGCUGCCUAUCCCGAUACAUUUGCGUAAUGCGCCCACUCGAUUGAUGAAGGAGCUGGGAUAUGGAAAGGAGUACAAGUACAAUCCCAACUAUGUGAAUGGCGAGGUGGCCCAGGAGUAUCUCCCGGAGAGUCUUCGAGGUCGACAAUUUCUCGAGGAUCUGGAUUUGGGUGAUCAAAUGGAUCCUGACCUGGUGUCCAACAGAUAG
This is a messenger RNA of Aspergillus ochraceoroseus IBT 24754, 1602 nucleotides long. Its product is annotated as ssDNA-dependent ATPase MGS1. Gene Ontology annotation, cellular component: nucleus. Gene Ontology annotation, molecular function: enzyme activator activity; ATP binding; single-stranded DNA helicase activity. The transcript has a single exon. Bases 1 to 1602 code for a protein of 533 amino acids. Gene Ontology annotation, biological process: DNA repair; DNA-templated DNA replication; regulation of DNA repair. The record is from RefSeq and is a predicted model, not a curated record. Lineage: Eukaryota; Fungi; Ascomycota; Eurotiomycetes; Eurotiales; Aspergillaceae.